AUGGAAGGUACUCAAGCUGGAGGUACUACCUCCACGGGCAAUUCAAGCGACUUUGUCCGAAAGCUUUAUAAAAUGCUCGAAGAUCCUUCUUAUGCGCAGAUCGUAAGAUGGGGUGACGAUAGAGAUAGUUUCGUUGUUUUGGAGUGUGAAAAAUUCACGAAAUCGAUACUCCCGAAGCAUUUCAAACACAGCAAUUUUGCGAGUUUCGUGCGGCAGCUUAAUAAAUACGACUUCCACAAGGUUCGCCAAAAUAAUGAGGAGACUGGACAAUCGCCCUAUGGCCCUGGCGCCUGGGAGUUCAAGCAUCCAGAGUUCAAAGCAGAUAACAAGGAUUCGUUAGACAAUAUCAGAAGAAAGGCCCCUGCUCCACGAAAGCCAGCCCAGUCUGCCGAGGACUCCUUACCCACGCAUCAGCUCGAUCUGAUGAACCAGCAGCUCGGCGCCCAGCAGCAACAAUUCCAGCAUCUCGCUGAUCGUUUCGGGCAGUUCUCUGUUGAUCAGCAGAUUAUGAUGCAGGAGAUUCGCAGGGUCCAGAAGACUAUUUUGAGCCAUGAACAAAUCAUCCAUUAUAUGAUGAAUUUUUUGCAAUCCGUGGAUGUGCGACAGAGAAGGGAGAAUCGUGCGGCAGCGGCCGCUUUCCAAGGGCAGCCUGGAAGUUCUGAUCUAAGCCCUGCCCAAGCCCAGAGUGAUGAACCAGCGUCUCCUCUGCAGCGUGCCAUGAAAAUCUUGAGCGAGAUGAAUUCCGAGAUUCAAUUUAAUAUGAACAGUUUAGAAUCCAUGGGCGAUAUGCAAAACAGGCUCCCUGGAGCCGUUCCAACUCCACCACUGGAUCAGACUCAGCGAAAUGGGGCCGCACGACCGCCCACUUCGACUGGCCCCGGCGCGACCAUGGCAUUCCCAAGGCUCAACGGUGAUCUCGAACAGGUUGUCUAUCCAGUUGGCGUUACUAACGGCAUCGAUCCAAUAUAUGGAGACCAAAUGAACAAUAUACCAUACCCUAUUCCCUCAAAGGACGACCAAUCUGAUCCAAGGCGUCAGUUUUCGGAUAGGAAGAAGAGUACAGGUAAUAAUCGGUGGAAAGUUCCUUUAUUCCUUUUCUUCGAUGGUUUGGAGGCUGUCAACAAAAUUCAGACGGGGUCGAAAUAUGACCUUAUCCUCAUGGACAUCAUCAUGCCGAAUCUCGAUGGAGUAUCCGCAUGCAGUGUAAUUCGAAGGUUCGACGCAACACCAAUUAUCGCGAUGACUUCGAAUAUUCGCAGCAGCGAUAUCGACCUAUAUUUCCAGAAUGGAAUGAAUGAUGUUUUGCCGAAACCCUUUACUCGACAAAGCCUCCUCAACAUGUUAGAGAAACAUUUGGUCCACUUGAAAAGUAUCCCGAGUGGCAUUGACGCGACGCAAUCUGCCCCUGCUUCGGCGAUACCUCAAAAUUCCGCAACCCAAUCUGUUAAAGAAGAAACAACCCCAGGUCAAUCACCAGGCGCGUCGAUAGGUAACUGGCAAUCACCAGCGCAGUUCCCAGGAGUGUCGCCCAUCAAUGUGACGAUACCAAACCAAUUCAUCCCACAACAGGCAGGCCCUCCAGCAGGCCCUUUCACCAUGGACCAAAACGGCAGUAUACAAUAUUCUGCGAAUCAAAUGGGACAGAUGAACACAGCAGCUGCCCCGCGGGCCUCGCACCGUCGACAAGUGUCGGAUAUGUCUAGUGGAGCUGACGCCCACAACCUCGCCAAGAGACAAAGGAUGUUUGCCAACAACGCGGUUGUAAAUCCAAUGCAAACCAGUCGAAUGCCCUGA
Uncinocarpus reesii 1704 is the source of this 1794-nucleotide messenger RNA. RefSeq lists its product as uncharacterized. The transcript is spliced from 8 exons. Gene Ontology annotation, molecular function: phosphorelay response regulator activity; DNA-binding transcription factor activity; sequence-specific DNA binding. NCBI's taxonomy places the organism in Eukaryota, Fungi, Ascomycota, Eurotiomycetes, Onygenales, Onygenaceae. The coding region runs from base 1 to 1794 and encodes 597 amino acids. Gene Ontology annotation, biological process: phosphorelay signal transduction system; regulation of DNA-templated transcription. The record is from RefSeq and is a predicted model, not a curated record.